Molecule: messenger RNA, 2955 nt
Organism: Staurois parvus
Lineage: Eukaryota; Metazoa; Chordata; Amphibia; Anura; Ranidae
Source: the annotation of a GenBank genome assembly
AAUGACCAUGAGAUUACCAUAGAGGAGCUGGAACUGAAGUAUCAAACAAGCAUCUCAAAAGGUCUGAAGAGCAGUUUUGCAGCAGAGGUCUUGAUCCGCGAUGGGCCUAACGAGCUCAAACCUCCAAAAGGCACCCCAGAAUAUGUGAAGUUUGCCCGUCAGCUGGCCGGAGGGCUGCAGUGCCUGAUGUGGGUGGCGGCUGUCAUCUGUCUCAUUGCCUUUGGGAUCCAGACCUCGCAGGGGGACCAGACUGCUGCGGAUAAUCUGUACUUGGCCGUCGCUCUGAUAGCUGUGGUCGUGGUCACCGGCUGCUUCGGCUACUACCAGGAAUUCAAGAGCACCAACAUCAUUGCCAGCUUCAAGAACCUCGUGCCCCAGCAAGCCACCGUUAUACGAGAUGGAGAGAAGUUUCAGAUAAACGCCAACCAGCUGGUGGUAGGAGACCUUGUGGAAAUUAAGGGUGGAGAUCGCGUCCCGGCGGAUAUUAGAAUUAUCUCCGCGCAAGGGUGCAAGGUGGACAAUUCUUCUCUGACAGGGGAAUCUGAACCACAGACUCGAUCACCAGAAUAUACCCAUGAGAGCCCCCUGGAAACACGAAAUAUUGCAUUCUUCUCUACCAUGUGUCUAGAAGGUACGGCCACAGGAAUCACUUGUAACACCGGAGACCGAACCAUCAUUGGCCGCAUUGCCAGCUUGGCUUCCGGAGUGGGUAACGAGAAGACCCCCAUUGCCAUAGAGAUUGAACACUUUGUGGACAUCAUCGCGGGGCUGGCCAUCUUCUUCGGCGGCACCUUCUUUAUCGUUGCUAUGGUCAUCGGCUACCCCUUCCUCAGGGCUAUGGUCUUCUUUAUGGCUAUCGUGGUGGCGUACGUCCCGGAAGGUCUCUUGGCCACCGUCACUGUGUGUCUGUCUCUCACGGCCAAACGUCUUGCCAGAAAGAACUGUGUAGUAAAGAACCUUGAAGCUGUGGAGACACUUGGAUCCACGUCCGUCAUCUGCUCCGACAAGACGGGAACCUUGACCCAGAACCGGAUGACUGUGUCUCACUUGUGGUUUGACAAUCAGAUCCAUACAGCUGACACCACUGAAGAUCAAUCAGGACAAAGCUUCGACCAAACAUCGGAUACAUGGAGAGCUCUGAGUAAGGUGGUCAGCCUUUGUAAUCGUGCCUCUUUCAAGGGUGGACAGGAUGGAGUACCUGUACCCAAGCGUAUUGUGAUUGGCGAUGCCUCGGAGACCGCUCUGCUGAAAUUCUCGGAGCUGACGGUUGGCAAUGUCACGGAAUACAGAGAUCGCUUCAAGAAAGUGUCGGAGUUACCCUUCAACUCCACCAACAAGUUUCAGUUGUCCAUCCAUGAGCUCCAGGACCCUCUGGAUCUGCGUUAUCUUCUCGUAAUGAAGGGAGCUCCAGAACGCAUUUUGGAAAGGUGUUCCACCAUCAUGAUCAAAGGACAGGAGAUCCCUCUGGAUGAACAAUGGCAGGAAGCUUUCCAGACAGCUUACAUGGACCUCGGAGGACUGGGGGAAAGAGUGCUGGGAUUCUGCCACCUGUACCUGAAUGAGAAGGAGUACCCUCGCGGAUACAACUUCGACGCGGAUGAAUUGAACUUCCCCACCAGCGGUCUCUGCUUCGCAGGACUCAUUUCCAUGAUUGAUCCCCCCAGGGCCACUGUCCCCGACGCUGUCAUGAAAUGCCGAACUGCCGGAAUCCGAGUCAUCAUGGUCACUGGAGAUCAUCCAAUCACAGCCAAGGCCAUCGCCGCCAGUGUGGGCAUCAUUUCCGAGGGCAGCGAGACGGUGGAGGACAUUGCUGCUCGCUUGCGCAUUCCCGUGGAGCAGGUGAACAAACGUGACGCUCGGGCCUGCGUCAUCAAUGGUGGACAGCUGAAGGACAUGAGCGGUGAGGAGCUGGUGGAGUCUCUGAAGUUGCACCCUGAGAUGGUCUUCGCUCGGACCUCUCCCCAGCAGAAACUCAUCAUUGUGGAAAGUUGUCAGAAGCUGGGGGCCAUUGUGGCCGUGACAGGAGACGGUGUCAAUGAUUCCCCAGCCUUGAAAAAGGCGGACAUCGGCGUUGCUAUGGGAAUUGCUGGAUCGGAUGCUGCAAAGAAUGCAGCUGACAUGAUCUUAUUGGACGAUAACUUCGCCUCCAUCGUCACAGGAGUGGAACAAGGACGUCUGAUCUUUGACAAUUUGAAGAAGUCCAUCGCCUACACUCUGACCAAGAACAUUCCAGAACUGGCCCCCUAUCUCAUCUAUAUCACGGCCAGUGUCCCUCUACCCCUGGGCUGCAUCACCAUCCUCUUCAUUGAGCUGUGUACCGAUAUUUUCCCCUCGGUGUCUCUGGCCUAUGAGAGAGCUGAGAGCGACAUCAUGCACCUGAAACCGAGGAACCCGCGCCGGGACCGUCUGGUGAAUGAGGCUCUGGCCGCCUACUCCUACUUCCAGAUUGGCGUCAUUCAGUCCUUCGCGGGGUUUGUGGACUAUUUCACCGUCAUGGCUCAGGAAGGUUGGUUCCCUGCGUACUGCCUGGGUCUGCGCGCCCAAUGGGAGGAUGAGCACCUACAGGACUUAGAGGACAGCUACGGCCAGCAAUGGACUUUUGGCCAGCGACUCUACCAACAGUACAACUGCUACACCGUCUUCUUCAUCAGUAUUGAAGUGUGUCAGAUCGCUGAUGUGCUCAUCAGGAAAAACGAGACGUCUCUGUCCGUCAUCCAGCAAGGAUUUUUCAGGAACAAAGUUCUGGUGAUCGCCAUCGUCUUCCAGCUGAUUCUGGGUAACUUCCUCUGCUACUGCCCUGGAAUGCCCAACAUUUUCAACUUUAUGCCCAUCCGGUGGCAGUGGUGGUUUGUUCCUCUUCCAUUUGGAGUCUUGAUUUUUGUCUAUGAUGAAAUCCGUAAACUUGGAGUCCGCAGACAUCCCGGAAGCUGGUGGGACAAGGAGCUGUACUAUUAG